Maylandia zebra (zebra mbuna) is the source of this 4555-nucleotide messenger RNA. It is a transcript of the gene braf, whose product is annotated as B-Raf proto-oncogene, serine/threonine kinase. Gene Ontology annotation, molecular function: ATP binding; MAP kinase kinase kinase activity. The record is from RefSeq and is a predicted model, not a curated record. Lineage: Eukaryota; Metazoa; Chordata; Actinopteri; Cichliformes; Cichlidae. Gene Ontology annotation, cellular component: mitochondrion; plasma membrane; cytosol. Gene Ontology annotation, biological process: MAPK cascade; protein phosphorylation.
ACUUGAUGUGAAUAAAAGUUUUAAUUCAAUGUUGUUAAUGUUCGGGUCUCACUGCAUUGCCAUCUUUGUGCGGACUUGUUUCACUUUGGCUGAGCGCACACUCAUAAUCAGCCACGGUUCGCUCAUGCUAAGCCCGCGUUUCCUACCACGCUGAGUACUGAGGGGCUGAAUCCUGGCACUCGGCACGCUUCAGGUCAUCCAGGGUUGCUACCUUGCAGCACUCCUGCGUGUUCAGCGUCCCGGGCACCUGAAGCUCCCAGCGGCAGGUGGACGCAGGAAGGCUGUAAGAAGCUCUCCGUGGUCGUUUCAAACGGCUGCUUUUUCCGGUUUUACUCAAUCGAAAGAGGUCCGGAGCUCUGGCCCGUGCCUCUGUCUCCCCCUCCUGUCCUCAGCACCGGGUUGCGUUUUCCUCGAUUAUUUUCCACUCACUUUCUCGCAGUUUAAAAUGGCGGCGUUGAGCAGCGCCGAGUCCCCACCGCCCGUCUUUAACGGAGACACUACGGAGCUGGAGCCGGGCAGGGAGCGGGGCCUGGACGAGCUGGGCGCCGGACUGGACUCGUCCUGCUCGUCGGGGAUCCCGGGAGGUCCGCAGGAUGAGGAGAUCUGGAACAUCAAACAGAUGAUAAAGUUAACACAAGAACAUCUGGAGGCUCUCCUGGACAAGUUUGGCGGAGAACACAACCCUCCCUCCAUUUAUCUAGAGGCCUAUGAGGAGUACACCAGCAAACUGGACGCUCUGCAGCAGAGGGAGCAGCAGCUGCUGGAGGCCAUCGGGAACAGCGCAGACUUCUCCUGCUCUCAGUCUGCUAUACCAGCCCUUCUGGAAGUCAAGAUAGGAGGUUGUGGGGUUGGUGCAGGGCCUCAGGCUUUCCACUCGGCCCCAAACACUUUGGCUGUCCUGCAGACCCCCACUGACACAAGCCGAGCCAACCCUCGCUCCCCCCAGAAACCCAUUGUCAGGGUCUUCCUGCCCAACAAACAGCGAACAGUGGUGCCGGCACGCUGUGGGAUGACUGUGAGGGACUCCCUGAAGAAAGCCUUGAUGAUGCGAGGACUCAUUCCAGAGUGCUGUGCAGUCUAUAGGAUACAGGAUGGAGAGAAGAAGCCUAUUGGCUGGGACACAGACAUCUCGUGGCUGACGGGGGAGGAGCUGCAUGUAGAAGUGUUGGAAAACGUGCCGCUCACCACACACAACUUUGUGAGGAAGACUUUCUUUACACUGGCCUUCUGUGACUUCUGCAGAAAGUUGUUGUUCCAGGGUUUCCGCUGUCAGACCUGUGGCUACAAGUUCCACCAGCGGUGCAGCACUGAGGUUCCUCUCAUGUGCGUCAACUACGACCAGCUCGACUUGCUACUAGUGUCCAAGUUCUUUGAGCACCACCCGUUCACCCAGGAGGAGGUCUCCUCAGAGGGAACCACGCCUGUGUCUGAGGCCUGUCCAUCACUUCCCCCAUCCGACUCCACUGGAUCAAUAUGCCACGCCACUGUGUCACCGUCCAAAUCCAUACCCAUCCCGCCCAGUUUCCGGCCCAACGAGGAGGACCACCGCAACCAGUUUGGCCAGCGGGACCGUUCAUCCUCUGCCCCCAAUGUGCACAUCAACACCAUCGAACCGGUCAACAUCGAUGACCUGAUUCGAGAUCAGGGCUUACCGAGGUCAGAUGGAGCCCCCCCGACCCACCCCGCCUGCUGCUUGAGGAAGCACCGAACACGGACCUCAAGCCCCCUCCUAUACUCCUAUCCCAAUGACAUAGUGUUUGAUUUUGAGCCCGAGCCCGUUUUCCGAGGUUCGACCACAGGUCUGUCGGCCACACCUCCCGCCUCUCUGCCUGGCUCUCUGACCAACGUCAAGGUCCCACAGAAGUCGCCGUGCCCGCAGAGGGAGCGCAAAUCGUCCUCCUCGUCCGAGGACCGCAAUAAGAUGAAAACCCUGGGGAGGCGGGACUCCAGUGAUGACUGGGAAAUCCCGGAAGGUCAGAUUACUCUGGGUCAGAGGAUAGGCUCUGGAUCUUUUGGAACUGUCUUCAAGGGAAAGUGGCACGGUGAUGUGGCAGUGAAGAUGCUGAAUGUCACCGCUCCCACGCCACAGCAGCUUCAGGCAUUCAAGAAUGAAGUGGGAGUCCUCAGGAAAACGCGUCACGUGAACAUCUUGCUCUUCAUGGGCUACACCACCAAGCCCCAGCUGGCCAUCGUGACCCAGUGGUGUGAAGGCUCCAGUCUGUACCACCACCUGCACAUCAUCGAGACCAAGUUCGAGAUGAUCAAACUGAUCGACAUAGCCCGACAGACCGCUCAGGGCAUGGAUUACCUGCAUGCCAAGUCCAUCAUACACAGAGAUCUGAAGAGCAACAAUAUUUUCCUCCAUGAGGACCUAACAGUGAAGAUCGGGGACUUUGGUCUGGCUACGGUGAAGUCCCGCUGGAGUGGCUCCCACCAGUUUGAACAGCUUUCAGGCUCUAUUCUUUGGAUGGCUCCAGAGGUAAUCCGGCUGCAGGACAAGAACCCCUACAGCUUCCAGUCGGACGUGUACGCCUUUGGCAUCGUACUCUACGAGCUGAUGUCAGGAGCGCUGCCCUACUCCAACAUCAACAACAGAGACCAGAUCAUAUUCAUGGUGGGACGAGGUUACCUGUCCCCUGACCUCAGCAAGGUCCGCAGCAACUGUCCAAAGGCCAUGAAGAGGCUGAUGGCUGACUGCCUGAAGAAGAAGAGAGAGGAGCGGCCUCUCUUCCCUCAGAUUUUGGCAUCCAUUGAGCUGCUGGCUCGCUCGUUACCCAAAAUCCACCGCAGCGCCUCGGAGCCUUCGUUAAACCGAGCUGGUUUUCAGACAGAGGACUUCAGUUUGUAUGCCUGCGCCUCACCUAAAACCCCCAUCCAGGCCGGCGGUUACGGGGAGUUUUCAGCAUUUAAAUAAAUGGCGGCAGAUACCAGCAGUCCAUCCCUCGUCACUCCUCAACAGUCUUGUGUCCCUGCGGUGGAUUCAUUCAUUACUGGGAAAAAAAAGAAAAAGGAAAAAACCAAUGCGCCGUUUUCUUCCUCCGUCACCUCGAAGAAGGCAGCCUCACUAACAAGAAGCCGUCCAUUGGGCAGACGGCAGCAACACACACAAACUAAUCAGGAACGACGGAACAACAACAAAGCGAAGACAAAGAUAUCCGUACCAAACCGCUUUGAGGAAGACGUGGAAGUAAUCGCCUUGCCUGAUGGAUCCAAGUUGACCCACAGAGGAAAACCAUUUAAAGGAGAGCUUUGGAUGCGAGUUGUCCGGUCGCUGUUGUGCCGGUGAGGAGGAGCUGGGCGUUAGCCGUGCUGCUGAGCAGAGAACGGGCCUGCGGACCGAGAGGAGGCUUCACGCCGUCAGCUGCUGGAAGGCGUUGGCGCUUCCCUGGGAUGGGCUGGAGGAGAAGGAUUCUGAAGGACGAUGACUUGAAAGAGAAAUCUGUUUGUAUUUUUUCCAUUUGUGUUUUCCAUUUUAGCUAGCAGCUGCUGGGAAUACUUUCUGUCUUGGAUCUUUUAGCCGUCUCUUGUUUUCGGUGUUUAUGGAGUUUGUCUCCAACAUGGCAGCUGCUCUCUGCCAGCGAGGCUCUCUCUGGGUUUAAUGGCAGGACAGCAAAAGAUCUGCACCUCAACCAUGUUCUCCACUUUAAAAGCUUUCCCCCUUUCAAAGGAUAUUGUGGUCAUGUGACAAGCAGCAGAAAUGAUUGUCUCCAAGGUAACAUCAGGUCACAGACAGCUGAAGGUUUCAGCUGGACCUGCUCGUGGGGUUUCUUUGCUUCUCAUCGUUUUCACAGAUUGAUUUUCACACUGCGUGCACGUUGUGGCGUUGCUUUCUUCUCUUCCUGUGGGACCACAAAGCUUCAACGUUGCACUUACACAGACGUGUUACCGGCUGUUGAUCAAGAGUUCUGCGGCUUUGACAGUUCUGGAAAUGUCCUUUAAUCCCGCCUUUUACAUUCUCUGUACUUUCAUGUUAUUCCAGGUUUAGAUCUGUUCUGCUCUUUGUUUGCCUUCUUCCUGUACAGGCAGGCCUGCACAUACUGACUUAUUUAUGUGACUUUUUUAUGGGUUUAUUUUCAGGCUUUUAUUUUUUUUUUUACAACCCUUGUUUUCGUCAUGUGACUCAUAUUUGCACUUUGAUGGAUUGAAGCGACCGAGCGACUCGCCUUUUUGUUUUUGUUUCUUUGUUUGUAAUUGAAGAAGCGAGCAGAUGGCUCAGACUUCCAGUGAAGCUGCCCUCCGCAGGUGCAGGACUGUAAAUAUUCAUUCGAGGACCGCGUGACGAGCCUGCAGACCUGCCGGCGUACCGCCCUGACGAGGCUCCUGGCCUCACCUCGUGGACUGAGAGCGCGCAGCUAGUUGACGUGUCAGACCGAGCGCCGACAGGGCGGGUCUUCGCAUCCACGUGUGUCUUUCUAUCACGAAUGAUGGAAACGGACGUUCCCCGUCACCUCCAUGGCUUCCUUUCCAGUGAGUUUGUAUUUUUAACGUUGUUUCAGUCGCCGCAUCGUGAGAUGAUCAGCUUUAGAAAAUCGAACUAAACCGGCGCUGUCACGUA